This is a messenger RNA of Emiliania huxleyi CCMP1516, 342 nucleotides long. RefSeq lists its product as hypothetical. Lineage: Eukaryota; Haptophyta; Isochrysidales; Noelaerhabdaceae. The record is from RefSeq and is a predicted model, not a curated record. Bases 1 to 342 code for a protein of 113 amino acids. The transcript is spliced from 2 exons.
AUGAGGAUGCUCCUGGCCACGCCCACGAUGACGCUGGCCAUCGCUGGUGCGUUGCGGCGGCUGCUGCCCACGGUGGCCUUGAGCUUGUUCACUCUGAUCUCCCUCUUCGUGUAUGAGCUCUCGCGAUCCGCGAGGCCGACGGCAGCAUCCAACGGCGCGGGCACUCUCUUCGUCGCCGGGCCGACUGGCGCUGACCAUCUGGUCUUGCUCUGCGCCGGGUUCCCGGACGACCACUCCUCGCUUGCGCCGCUCGCACGGCUUAGCAACCACGGACUGCCUAAAUUUCGGCGGCUAAAAAGCAAAGGACGGGCUCUUUUGAUCGGCAAAGGAAAGUUGGAGUAA